Molecule: messenger RNA, 9179 nt
Organism: Motacilla alba alba
Lineage: Eukaryota; Metazoa; Chordata; Aves; Passeriformes; Motacillidae
Gene: ADGRL3
Product: adhesion G protein-coupled receptor L3
Exons: 28
Coding region: 2533-7119 (1528 amino acids)
Biological process (GO): adenylate cyclase-activating G protein-coupled receptor signaling pathway; synapse assembly; brain development
Cellular component (GO): axon; glutamatergic synapse; membrane
Molecular function (GO): carbohydrate binding; G protein-coupled receptor activity
Source: RefSeq, a predicted model, not a curated record
UUAUGGAAGUGAGCAAAUGUUCCCAAAGGCUGGUGUUAGCCAAUUGUAAGACAGGGUCUAGAAAGGUUUGGUAAAGAUUUUCUCUCUGAGCAUGAAUACACUGUCUGGACCCAGGUUUUUUGUCCCAUCCAGCUGGCCUCACUCAUUUUCCUACAUACACUGGGCAACAAAAAAGAGAAAGAGAGAAGAAAAGCAUUUAAAUUGUAUUUGUAGCUGUUAUUCUUUUUGGUGAAGGAUAAGAGCUUGUAUUUCCAAACGACAUAAUUUGUUUUCAGAUAUUAGUCCAGCAACAGGAGCUCCUUAUACCCUGCCACCUCCUCUGUGCCUUGGAGGUGAGGGUGUUGCUUUUCCAGUGUAGAGCUGAGCUUUGAUCUGCACCGUCUCCACUCUUGCUCACCUCGACUGUGCUGUGGCCACUCCAUAUUUAUGGUCAAGCACUUCUUUGUCUAUUUCUUUUUUUUCCUGUUUUUUCCUGUUUCUUUGGAGGUUUUUGGUUUGCGUUUUUUUUUUUUUUUCUUUUGAGUAAUGGAAAAUGUCCUCAGCUGUUGUACCUUUAGUGAAGAGACUGUUUUCUUUUCUCCUUGAAGAGCUGGUAGCUCAGGUGACCCCCCCCCUCUUAGCUGGGUGUUCUGUGGCAACUCAGCUGGCAGUCACCUCCUUUUUUUGGAGGUGGUGUUGAUCUGAGCUUCCCAACCUCUUGUGCAACUCUAAACUUAAACAACAGGCCUUGUGAGCCACAUUCCUAUCUUGACAUGUAGCAAAGUGCCUUAUCCUCCCUCCUUCCACACCCCUUACACCCCAGUUUGGCUCCCAGCCUUAUUCCUUCCAUUUCUACACCUCCCUGCUUCAAUCUCUGCAGAGGAUGCUCAGCCUACGCUUUCACAUAGCUGAAGCGUCUCAAAAGGGCACGGUUUUGAUGACUUUCAGGUGGCCUGGGCCCCAGCCUCCAUGUCCAGCAGCCUCAGCCUGAUUAUUUGUAAAUUAGUUCUUAGUCACUCCCUGGCUACUCUGCCUCUUACUCAUUUCUCCACCCGAUCUUAACUUUUAGAAUGUUUUUCUACUUUGUGUUCACACAGUGAGGUUGGAAAUGCCCUUUUUUCCCCCUGAUGCCAGGAAGAGAGUCAGAGAGGUGGUGUGAGUGAUGGCUCUUCAUGGGUGAAGUCAGUGCUGGGCUUCACCAGUGGAGAGAGGCAAAGGGCUCUUCUAGCAAGUCUUUCAGGUAGCAUUUGUGAACCUAUAUAAAAUAUCCCCUCCUAUCUUCCCCAGAAUACCCAAGGCAGAUUGUAAAGUGAGAUGGGCUGCAGUCUUCAUGGCCAAAUCUGAAUGUGUCUUGCGCUACAGCUAAAUAUGCUCAAUAAAGAAGGACAUUAAAAAGAAACAGAGGCAGUAGAUUCUGAUGGGGAAGGUUCCUUUGCAGAAUUUGAGUGGCUGGAAAGCUGCCUGGGAGAAAAGAACCUGGGAUGCUGGGAGACAGCAGCUGAACAUGAGCCAGUGUGUGCCCAGGUGGUGAAGAAGGCCGUGGGAAUGUAUCAGCAACAGUGUGGUGAGCAGGACCAGGGCUGGGAUUGUCUGUCUGUACUUGGCAAUGGAGAGGCUGCACCUUGAGUGCUGCGUCCAGCUCUGGGGCCUUCCCUACAGGAAAGACACUGAGGUGCUGGACCAUGUCCAAAGAAGGGCAGUGGGACUGGGAAAGGGUCUGGAGCAUGACUCUAAUGAGGAGCAGCUGAGGGAGCUGGGAGUGUUUAGACUGGAGGAGACCGAGGGGGAUCUUAUUGCUCUCUAAAAUUACUUGAAAGGAGGUUUUAUAAAGGUAGGGGUCUGUCUUUUCUCCCAGGUAACAUGUGACAGGACAAGAGGAAAUGGCCAGAGGAGGUUUAGAUUGUGCAUCAGGAAAAAAUUGUUCCCUGAGAGGGUGUUCAUUCAUUGGAAUGGGCUGCCAAGGGAAUCGGAGGAAUCUACAUCACUGUAAGGAGUUUAAAAACUGUGUUUAUGUGGCACUGAGGGACAUGGUUUAGUGGUGACUGUGGAGGUUCUAGGUUAAUGAUUGGACUUCUCUGCAUUUUAGAGAGCUUUUCCAUCCUUAAUAAUUCUAUGAUUUCCCACUCUUCUUUUUUUUUGUCCUAGGUUUACUAUCAGCUUGCUAAAAAUCUGAAGUGAUGCCUGUCUGUGCCAUAGCUUCCUAGACCUUACCCAGCACCCUGGUGCAGUUUCAGAGCUCGGUCAGCAGGGCAGAGCCUUGUGUGUACGCUGUCUGCAGAGUCUGCAUGCUGAGAAAUGUUGAAUACAGUACUCUGCAAAAAAUAACGUGUGGAUUUCUCGAACCUGAAGAACAAGAAAAGGUCUCAGACUCUGGAUACUGGCUGUGGGAAUUUUUUUAUUAUUAUUAUUUUUGAUUGUUUUUUUUCCCCCCCUUUUUGGAUGUGAAUUGAAGGCCAACAACAGUUGAAGUGUUGGAAGCAAGUGCAGGAGGACGCUCACCUUUUUAUUUGAACCCUUGUUUGCUGGGAUACUUUCAAGCUCUCCUUCACAGUCAUGUGGUCAUCACAGCUGCUGUUCUUCACAAUGCUCUUAACACCGUUUGCCCAUGCCUGGAUUUCUUUUAAAACAGCUUUCAGCCGUGCCCCAGUGCCCAUGGCUGUGGUCCGAAGGGAGCUGUCCUGCGAGAGUUACCCCAUCGAGCUGCGCUGCCCGGGAACAGAUGUUAUCAUGAUCGAAAGUGCCAACUACGGCAGGACCGAUGAUAAAAUCUGUGACUCUGAUCCUGCUCAGAUGGAGAAUAUCCGCUGUUAUCUGCCAGAUGCCUAUAAGAUUAUGACUCAAAGAUGCAGUAAUCGGACCCAGUGUGCGGUUGUUGCCGGCCCUGAUGUGUUUCCAGACCCGUGCCCUGGGACCUACAAGUACCUGGAAGUGCAGUAUGAGUGUGUCCCUUACAAAGUGGAACAAAAAGUUUUUCUUUGCCCUGGACUGCUGAAAGGAGUUUACCAGAGCGAACACUUAUUUGAGUCUGACCACCAGUCGGGCGCCUGGUGCAAGGACCCUCUGCAGGCCUCUGACAAGAUCUACUACAUGCCCUGGACUCCGUACCGGACAGACACACUGACGGAAUACUCCUCCAAGGAUGACUUCAUCGCCGGGAGGCCGACCACAACCUACAAGCUCCCGCACCGGGUGGACGGCACGGGGUUUGUGGUGUACGACGGGGCUUUGUUCUUCAACAAGGAGCGGACCAGGAACAUCGUCAAGUUCGACUUGCGGACCAGGAUAAAGAGCGGGGAGGCAAUCAUAGCCAAUGCCAACUACCAUGACACCUCUCCCUACCGCUGGGGAGGCAAGUCCGACAUAGACCUGGCCGUGGAUGAAAACGGGCUCUGGGUAAUCUAUGCAACAGAACAAAAUAAUGGCAAAAUAGUCAUUAGCCAGUUGAACCCUUACACGUUAAGGAUUGAAGGGACAUGGGAUACUGCCUAUGACAAGAGGUCAGCUUCUAAUGCCUUCAUGAUCUGUGGAAUUUUAUAUGUGGUGAAGUCUGUGUACGAAGAUGACGACAAUGAAGCCACAGGGAAUAAAAUAGACUACAUAUAUAACACUGACCAAAGCAAGGAUAGCAUGGUGGAUGUGCCCUUUCCAAAUUCCUACCAGUACAUUGCUGCUGUGGAUUAUAAUCCCCGGGACAACCUCCUGUAUGUAUGGAACAAUUAUCACGUUGUAAAAUACUCCUUGGAUUUUGGCCCGCUGGACAGCAGAGCAGGGCAGGCUCACCACGGGCAGGUUUCCUACAUUGCCCCACCGAUCCACCUGGAUUCGGAUCUGGAGAGACCGCCAUCCAAGGGAGUAUCAACAUCGGGGGCUCUGGGCCCGGGGAGCACUGCUGCCAGCACCACGCCACGGGUGGCCACCAGCACCACGGGCCGCACCACCACCACGUCGGCCUCGGGCAGGAGGAACAGGAGCACCAGCACACCGUCCCCCAUGGCCGACGUCCCCGAGGAAAUGACCACGCACCUGCCGCCCGCCUCCUCCCAGCUGCCGCCGGCCGGGGCAGAGAGCUGCGACCCCACGGAAGCCCGUGACAUUAUGUGGUCCCGGACUCGGCAGGGCCAACUGGCGAAACAGCCGUGUCCCUUGGGCUCCAUAGGUGUUGCAACUUUCCGGUGUCUUGCACCUGAUGGUAUCUGGGAACCCCAAGGACCUGAUCUUAGCAACUGCUCUUCACCCUGGAUCAACCACAUCACUCAAAAGAUGAGGUCAGGGGAGAUGGCUGCCAACAUCGCGCGGGAGCUGGCGGAGCACACCAGGAACCACCUGUAUGCCGGGGACAUCGCCUACUCCGUGUCUGCCAUGGUCCAGCUCGUCAACCUGCUGGACGUGCAGCUCCGGAACCUGACUCCCGGCGGGAAGGACAGCGCCGCACGCAGCUUAAAUAAGCUUCAGAAAAGGGAGCGCUCUUGCAGGGCCUAUGUCCAGGCCAUGGUGGAGACGGUGAACAACCUCCUGCAGCCUCAGGCUCUGAACGCGUGGAGGGACCUGAACGCGAGCGAGCAGCAGCGUGCGGCCACCAAGUUGCUGGACACGGUGGAGGACAGUGCCUUCGUGCUGGCUGACAACCUGCUGAAGACAGACAUCGUCCGGGAGAACACUGACAACAUCCAGCUGGAAGUUGCGAGACUAAGCACAGAUGGGAAUCUGGAAGAUCUUAAGUUUCCCCAGAAUGUGGGCCAUGGAAGCGCCAUUCAGCUGUCAGCAAAUACCUUGAAGCAAAAUGGUCGAAAUGGUGAGAUCAGGGUGGCUUUUGUGCUGUACAACAACCUGGGUACCUAUCUCUCCACGGAGAAUGCCAGCAUGAAGUUGGGAACAGAAGCCAUGUCGACCAAUCAUUCUGUCAUUGUCAACUCCCCUGUCAUCACAGCAGCAAUAAAUAAAGAGUUCAGCAAUAAGGUUUACCUGGCUGAUCCAGUGGUGUUUACUGUCAAGCACAUCAAGCAGUCAGAAGAAAAUUUUAACCCAAACUGUUCAUUCUGGAGCUACACAAAGCGUACAAUGACAGGGUAUUGGUCCACCCAGGGCUGUCGCCUCCUGACAACUAACAAGACACACACCACGUGCUCCUGCAACCACCUCACCAACUUUGCAGUCCUGAUGGCACAUGUGGAAGUUAAGCACAGCGAUGCAGUCCACGACCUGCUCCUGGACUUCAUCACGUGGGUUGGCAUCCUGCUUUCACUGGUCUGCCUCCUGAUCUGCAUCUUCACCUUCUGCUUCUUCCGUGGGCUGCAGAGCGACCGCAACACGAUUCACAAGAACCUGUGCAUCAGCCUCUUCGUGGCAGAGCUCCUCUUCCUCAUCGGCAUCAACCGGACUGACCAGCCGAUUGCCUGUGCCGUCUUUGCUGCCCUCCUGCACUUCUUCUUCCUGGCAGCUUUCACCUGGAUGUUCCUGGAGGGGGUGCAGCUGUACAUCAUGCUGGUGGAGGUUUUUGAGAGCGAGCACUCCCGGAGGAAGUAUUUCUAUUUGGUGGGGUACGGCAUGCCUGCGCUGAUUGUGGCCGUGUCGGCAGCAGUGGACUACCGGAGCUACGGCACAGACAAAGUAUGUUGGCUCCGACUUGACACCUACUUCAUUUGGAGCUUUAUAGGACCGGCGACCUUGAUAAUUAUGCUUAAUGUCAUCUUCCUUGGGAUUGCUCUCUAUAAAAUGUUUCAUCAUACUGCCAUACUGAAACCUGAAUCUGGAUGUCUUGACAAUAUCAACUAUGAGGAUAACAGACCCUUCAUCAAGUCCUGGGUUAUAGGUGCAAUAGCCCUACUCUGCCUAUUAGGACUGACCUGGGCAUUCGGACUCAUGUAUAUUAAUGAAAGCACAGUCAUCAUGGCGUAUCUCUUCACCAUAUUCAAUUCUCUGCAGGGAAUGUUUAUAUUCAUUUUCCAUUGUGUCCUCCAGAAAAAGGUACGUAAAGAGUACGGAAAAUGCCUGCGCACACAUUGCUGUAGUGGGAAAAGUACAGAGAGUUCCAUCGGCUCAGGAAAAACCUCGGGGUCAAGGACACCUGGAAGAUAUUCCACAGGCUCACAGAGCCGGAUUCGUAGGAUGUGGAAUGACACAGUUCGAAAGCAGUCCGAGUCUUCCUUUAUUACUGGAGAUAUAAACAGUUCAGCUUCACUCAACAGAGGAGCCAUGGCUAAUCAUCUUAUAACCAAUGCUCUGCUUCGUCCUCAUGGCACUAACAACCCUUAUAAUACAUUGCUCGGGGAAUCGGCGGUCUAUAACAACCCUUCUGUCAGCAUGUACAACGCACAAGAGCCCUACAGAGAGACAAAGGGGCUUCUGAACAAUGCCAGGGAUACAAGUGUCACGGAUACUCUACCACUGAAUGGUAAUCACGGCAACAGCUACAGCAUCGCCAGCGGCGAGUACCUCAGCAACUGCGUGCAAAUCCUUGACCGUGGGUACAACCACACGGAGAACGCCCUCGAGAAAAAGAUUCUGAAGGAACUCACCUCCAACUACAUCCCUUCCUACCUGAACAACCAUGAGCGCUCCAGCGAGCAGAGCCGCAACUUGAUGAACAAACUCGUCAACAGCGUGGGCGGCGGGAGCGAGGACGAUGCCAUCGUGCUGGAUGACGCCACCUCCUUCACCCAUGAGGAGAGCCUGGGCCUGGAGCUCAUCCACGAGGAGUCAGACGCCCCACUGCUGCCUCCCCGGGUGUACUCGGCAGACAACCACCAGCCCCACCUCUACAGUCGGCGUCGCAUCCCGCAAGACAACAGCGAGAGCUUUUUCCCUUUGCUGACCAACGAGCACACGGACGACCUGCAGUCGCCCAACAGGGAUUCUCUCUACACCAGUAUGCCCGCACUGGCUGGCAUGCCCAUGACGGAAAGCGUCACCGCCAGCACCCAGACCGAUCCUCCACCAGCUAAAAGCGGCGGUGGCGAUGCCGACGAUGUUUACUACAAAAGCAUGCCCAAUCUUGGCUCCAGGAACCACGUCCAUCAGCUACACACUUACUACCAGCUAGGUCGAGGAAGCAGCGAUGGUUUUAUAGUCCCGCCAAACAAAGAGGGAACCUCUCCGGACGGCAAUGCAAAAGGACCCGCUCACUUGGUCACUAGUCUAUAGAAGAUUCAGCAAAAAUUAAGCAAAGAGACAACUAAAAGCCUCUCCGUAACACUCGGUUUACUGUUCUGAGUUAAUCCAAACAGUGGUAAUAUUGUGUGUACUCCUAAAUCUUCAUGCUGUUCUAAAGGAAAUUCUCAGACUUUUUUUAUUGGAAUUUUUAGGCCGGCCCGGAGAGGACAGUAACUGCCCCCCUUAUCUUCCCAUCCUUCUUCCCUCCAGACAGACUUCAUUAUGUUAAUGAAAGAGAUAGAUAACGGCACACUUCGUGGCCUUCUCAAGUUAUGCCGUGUUUGUUUAAACAAUCCUUGAUGCUGUGUUGCUCUUAAUACCAAGGACCUGAUUUAAGAGGGAAAAAAAAUAAUAAAAGGCCAAAAAUGUGCAUUUGAAACUAGUAGCGAUGACGCAUCUAGGUGGGAACGCUGCGUAAAACAAGCUAGCAAAACUCUUUCUUACCGAUCCAGAUCACACCAUGGGUUAUGGUCACUCACAACUUGGUUUCACUGCAGCGCCCUUUGCUGCGGGAGCAAUCAAAACGUAAACAAAUUUAAUGAGAUGGAAGGGAAUCCUAGAAUCCUGUGCUAAAGGCAUAUUUUACAUUUUGCUGUAUUAACGGAUGAUAAAAACUAAUGGCAGAAAAAGAGAAGUGAACAAUUUCUAUGUAAUGUACAGAUACUAGCAUUGCACAUAUAGUCUGCUUUCUGUUCCUCCAGAACUUGCGUCCCUGUUAAUGUAGUGGAAAAAAAAAUAAGAACUUUUUUCUGUUGUGCUGGUCUUGUAAGUUUGUCUACCAGUAGGAGCAAGGUUUUUCAUAACUCUUUCCUUUUUAUUAUUUUUUUGUUUUGUUUUGUUUUGCCUUGUCCACUGCUCCUUCCCUCUGUCCCCUUCCCAUCCCAGUAAAAAAACUCACUGGGCAAAAAAAAACCAACAACCCAAACAUCACUUUCUAAGGACCAUUUUUAGUAUCACCAUCACCAUUUCUUUUCAGCCAAGGCAGUCUUUUAAUUUCCUUGCUGUAUAACCUUUUUCAGCCGGCAUGUUGCCAGCAGACCUUUUGGCAGACUAGAGCAGGGCAAACUUCCUCAUUGUCAGUGCACAACCGAUCGUGACGAUAAUCCUGUGAAGCAUCUCUGGCCAACAGCCCCUCAGCCAGGCCCUCGGGUCGUAUCCAGGGACUGAGAAGAGGUUUUGUAGUUGUAGUGGGGGUUCUACAGGAGACGGCCAUUUCCCUGGAGGAGCAAAGGGCCUUCUUGGCUCAGUCUGGUCCCCGGUUUAGGCACUUGUACUGCAGUGGUUAAGAAGAAAAUAGAUUGACGCAUAGUGAGCUAAAAAGUACGUUGCGGUGAUUUUUAAUUAAAAAAAAAAAAGUCCUCUGUUCAUUAUUUUUCCUAACAGGAAAUUUAUUUAUUUGACCAGAUUUUUAAGUAACAUAGGCUUUCUGGAGGUAAAUUAGCAGCACGGAGUAUGAAUUCUUCUUUUUCUCUUUUUUUUUUUUUAAUUUAUGAUCCAUUUUGUACGGUCUCAGCAGUUGAAUGACCUCAUUACUAAUAUUUGUUGUAAAAGUGAAGCUUGUUUGCCAACCAAUAAACAACUGAUCACGAUUUAGAAGAUACUGUAUGUAUGUACUGUACAAUUAAUCUCUCUUUUUUUGUCGUUGUUGUUCCUCUCUCCAUUAAUGUCUUCAGUAUGAGUCUCCACUCCUUUACAGCAUGGGUGAGCAAUGCCGAAGAAAGGAGGCCUAAGCUGAGAAAUUUAAGCACAAAGGUUAUACAGCUGUGGCUGACUAGAAAAAUCAGGCUGGUGGUACUUGUUUAGGGGCAAAAACAACACUGGUUGACAUUUGUUGCAGGUGAUUCUAGGUCUGUUUUGUGCCUACUGUAUAAAGUAGCCGACAACACACAGAUGAUCUGAGUAUAGUGUUUCACGUGUCAUAUCUUUUAAUCAUUGUAAUUUUUUUUCUUUUAUUAAUUCUCUUAUUUUCUUUUUUUUUUAAUUUGGCUUUCCUGAGAUUAAAAACUGCUGGUAGCAUGUCAAAGAGUAAAACAAGUCCCUGUUAGGCCUUC